Microthlaspi erraticum is the source of this 363-nucleotide messenger RNA. Lineage: Eukaryota; Viridiplantae; Streptophyta; Magnoliopsida; Brassicales; Brassicaceae. The record is from the annotation of a GenBank genome assembly.
AUGAUAGGUUACGAGGUAAUCUUAGGCAUGGAUUGGCUGUCUAGAAAUAGAGCCAAUUUGGAUUGUAGUAGAGGGAGGGUGACUUUGAGAGGAGACCUGGAUUCGGUGGUGGUAUACCAAGGGAUACGGCCUAGUACGGGUGUCUCUGUGGUAUCGGCGUUGAGAGUGCAGCAACAACUAGUGGAAGGAUGUGUCUACUUAGUUGCGAUCAACGUGGUUGAGGCUGAAGUGGAGAAAGAGACAAAGGUAGAGGAGAUACCGGUUGUCUCUGAGUUUGUGGACGUGUUCAAGUCGUUGACGGAGUUACCUCCACCCCGGAGUAAUCCGUUCACGAUAAACUUGAUACCGGGGCGUCUCCAAUAG